AUGUCUGCUGAAGAAGUUGCUGCCAAGGUCGAAGACCUUUCUUUGGAAAAAAAGGCUGCUCCUGCUGCUGCCCCUGCCCAACCUAAGAAAAAGAAGGAAAAGAAAAACAACGUCGUUGCUUCUAAAGAUUUCAUCGACCCUCAACCAGAAUUCAUUGACUACAGAGUUAAGAUCUUUGAAGAAUUGCAAAAAGAAUACAACGACUCUGUUGAUGCCAAGGCCUCUCAAAACAAGGAAAUCACUAUCACUCUCAGAGAUGGUGCCACUAAGCCUGCUGUCGCUUGGGUCACUUCUCCAUUAGAUAUCGCCAACCAAAUCGGUAAAGGGUUCGCUGAUAAGCAAUGUAUCUCUAAGGUCAAUGGUGAAUUGUGGGAUUUGGUCAGACCUUUGGAAGGUGACUGUAAGCUCGAGUUCUUUGACUUUGAAACCGAUGAAGGUAAGCGUGUUUUCUGGCACUCUGCUGCCCACGUUUUGGGUGAAGCUUGUGAAUGUAACUUGGGUGCUUUGAUUUGUUUGGGUCCUCCAACCAGCGAAGGUUUCUUCUACGAAUUCUCUGUUGGUAACGAAAACUCUAUCUCUCAAUCUAACUUUGGUGGGUUGGAAAACGUUGCCAAGAAGGCCAUCAAGGAAAAGCAAAAGUUUGAAAGAUUGGUUAUGAAGAAGGAAGACUUGUUGAGAAUGUUCAAAUACUCCAAGUACAAGACCUACUUGGUCCAAACCAAGGUUCCAGAUGGAGGUGCCACCACCGUGUACAGAAACGGUCCAUUGAUCGAUUUGUGUGUUGGUCCACAUAUUCCACAUACCGGGAAAAUUAAGGCUUUCAAAUUGUUGAAGAACUCUGCUUGCUAUUUCUUGGGUGAUGCCAACAAUGACUCUUUGCAAAGAAUCUACGGUAUUGCUUUCCCAGAAAAGAAAUUAUUGACCGAACAUCUUGAAUUCUUGAAAGAAGCUGAAAAGAGAGAUCACAGAAAAAUCGGUAAAGAACAAGAAUUGUACUAUUUCAAUGAAAUGUCCCCAGGCUCUUGUUUCUGGUUGCCUCAUGGUACCAGAAUCUACAACACCUUGGUUGAUAUGAUGAAGACCCAAUACCACAAGAGAGGUUACCAAGAAGUUAUCACUCCAAAUAUGUUCAACACCAAAUUGUGGGAAACUUCUGGUCACUGGCAAAACUACCAAGAAAAUAUGUUUUCUUUUGAAGUCGAAAAGGAAAAGUAUGCUUUGAAACCAAUGAACUGUCCAGGUCACUGUUUGGUCUAUAAAUUUAGAGAAAGAUCUUACCGUGAAUUGCCAUGGAGAGUUGCUGAUUUCGGUGUUUUGCACAGAAACGAAUUCUCUGGUGCCUUGUCUGGUUUGACCAGAGUUAGAAGAUUCCAACAAGAUGAUGCCCAUAUCUUCUGUCGUCAAGAUCAAAUCGAAGACGAAAUCUCUGGUAUCUUUGAUUUCUUGCAACACGUUUAUGGUGUCUUUGGUUUCGAUUUCAAGAUGGAAUUGUCCACUAGACCAGAUAAGUACAUUGGUGAAAUUGAAACUUGGAAUUCUGCCGAAGCUAAGUUGACCAACGCCUUGAACAAAUUCACUGACAAGUGGGAAAUCAACCCAGGUGAUGGUGCCUUCUACGGUCCAAAGAUCGAUAUUAUGAUUUCCGAUGCUUUGAAGAGAUGGUUCCAAUGUGCCACCAUUCAAUUGGAUUUCCAAUUACCUCAAAGAUUUGAUUUGGAUUUCAUGACCGAUUCCGAAGCCAGAGACAGACCAGUCAUGAUCCACAGAGCCAUUUUGGGUUCCGUUGAAAGAAUGACUGCCAUCUUGACCGAACAUUAUGCCGGUAAGUGGCCAUUCUGGUUGUCUCCAAGACAAGUUUUGGUUAUCCCAGUCGGUGCCAAGUACGAAGAAUACGCUGUUCAGGUCAAAGAAAAAUUGUAUGCCCAAGGGUUCUGGGCCGAUGUCGAUGUCAGUGGUAACACCUUGAACAAGAAGAUCAGAACUGGUCAAAUGUUGAAGUACAACUUCUUGUUCAUUGUUGGUGAAGAAGAACAAAAGGCCGGCGCUGUCAAUAUCAGAAACCGUGACAUUGAAGAAUUACAAACCAAGACCGGUGCUGUGGCUUUGGACGAUGUUAUCAAGCAAUUGACUGACUUGAAGACUUCUCAAAGAAGUGACAACAAGAUUUAA
Messenger RNA from Saccharomycopsis crataegensis, 2169 nucleotides. It is a transcript of the gene THS1, whose product is annotated as threonine--tRNA ligase THS1. NCBI's taxonomy places the organism in Eukaryota, Fungi, Ascomycota, Saccharomycetes, Ascoideales, Saccharomycopsidaceae. Gene Ontology annotation, biological process: threonyl-tRNA aminoacylation. The record is from RefSeq and is a predicted model, not a curated record. The transcript has a single exon. Gene Ontology annotation, molecular function: ATP binding; threonine-tRNA ligase activity. The coding region runs from base 1 to 2169 and encodes 722 amino acids. Gene Ontology annotation, cellular component: cytoplasm.